This is a messenger RNA of Didymodactylos carnosus, 1584 nucleotides long. The record is from the annotation of a GenBank genome assembly. Lineage: Eukaryota; Metazoa; Rotifera; Eurotatoria; Philodinida; Philodinidae.
AUGGAUGUGAACGAACAAUUAUAUUUAAGACCUUCCAAUAUGACUAUAAUACAAACACCAUAUUCAACUGAUGACACGUCCGAUUCAUCCACAGUCUCUGUAGAAUUUAAUUUUGACGAUGAUUUAUCACUAACAUUUCAUAAUUGUUUGUCUGAUUUAUUAGACUUAACAAUACCUUAUCGAUUAUUAAUUAAAAAAAUAAUAAAUCAGUGUUGGUUAUGUUCGUACAAUGGUGAAUCAAAUGAUUUGAAUGCUCAUUUACAAAGUGAUCAUUUUAAAUUUGGACAAAUAAUCUGUCCACUCUGUAAUUGUGCACUGAAAAAUUUGAUUGAAUUACAAACACAUUUAUCAAAUGUACAUUUACAAAUGAAAAAGUCGAUGUUUAUUUUACCAAAAUGUUCAGUAGAUACAAUAGAACCAACGCCAUCAACAACAGAAACAUUGUACAAAUGUUUAAAAUGUACGUCAACAUUUAGUGGAAAAAUGCAAUGGUUACAACAUGUUCUUCAUCAACAUUUACCGUUGUAUACAACCAAAUGUUUAUGCUGUUUACAAACUAUAAAUAAAAUUGGAAAAUUAAUUUGGCAUAUUAAUUUGAAACAUGAACAAGAUGAAUUUACACAAAAAUGGGCUGAGAUAGAUCCGACAAUUCAUUUAACACAUCAGUCCGCAAUAUCACAAACAAUAAAGACAGAUACAAGAACACCAAAGAAAAAAGCUGUAUUUAGACAACAAAAAGAAGAAAUCAUAAUGAAAAAGCAACAGAAUGUAAGAAUAUACUAAAAAGAAUACUCAUUGACGAAUAAAAGAAUAAUCCUGGAAACGUAGAAAGACGAAAGAAAUAUACUUCCUCAUCCUAAUCUAGUAUCAUGCGAUAGCGCUUUAUUUGAUUUCGCUUACUCUAUGUACACCAUGAUAACAGAGAAACAGAUUUCACCCACUAGUUUUGUUUAUGGUCAGUAAUCUGUCAAAAAUGGAACUACUAACUACCAAAAAUGAAUCACUUUACACAACUGACUUUAGCAAAAAUCUCUUUCAUAUUUACGAAACUCUUCACAAUGUGUGAUACACUUUCUGGUUGUAAUGCAAACACCAGGACAAGGCAUCUGACGUGAUCAAAACUACUGAAUCUGUUUCACACACAAGUUCUUUUUUCUACCUAAAAUUCAGAGCUUGAUGAAACUAGUCUGUUUUAUAUUACAUAUUUCACAAUAUUUGUGAUCGUAACACGCAGUUCUUGUUGAUGAGAUGAACUUUUUACUCAUUAUUUGUUUUAUGGAAAGUUAGUAUGAUCAAGCAAGAUCAUGUAUCCUGGCAUGAAAAAAUAUUUCUACAUUAUACUUUACUAAAAUAACAGUUUGUCAUAAUAAACAGUCCAAAAGCAAACACUUGACUCUGUUUCUGUUCCGAUCUUUUGUUCAUUUUUGUUACCAACCAGGAUACGCUCGUACUGAGGGUACUAGUAAAGCAUGAAGACACCCACAGACAACUAUAAGAUGUCCAUAUAAACAAAAAAUUUACAUUUUUCCGAUAUACUUAAAUAGAACUUUUUAGAAAAUUGAUAAGUCUGAUAGUUUUUUCCUA